This is a messenger RNA of Sitodiplosis mosellana (orange wheat blossom midge), 1198 nucleotides long. Its product is annotated as prostatic acid phosphatase-like. The coding region runs from base 19 to 1188 and encodes 389 amino acids. NCBI's taxonomy places the organism in Eukaryota, Metazoa, Arthropoda, Insecta, Diptera, Cecidomyiidae. Gene Ontology annotation, biological process: dephosphorylation. The record is from RefSeq and is a predicted model, not a curated record. The transcript is spliced from 6 exons. Gene Ontology annotation, molecular function: phosphatase activity.
AUCAUUUAGUUGUUCAAAAUGUGGUCAUUUUUUCUAGUUAUUUUACUACUGAUUAUGUCGAAUUUCAACGUAACAUCACAAUCACAACAGACCGUUUUAGAACCGAAGAGUGAAUUUUGUUGCACGAAUGCGAGCAAAUUGAUAUUUGGAAUCGUUCUAUUUCGACAUGGCAUUCGGAACAUCAACAAUUUCAAUUAUCCAAAUGAUCCGUACAAAGACGAAAUUCAUUGGCCCGAGGGCUUCGGCCAACUAACCAAUGAAGGCAAGCAGCAAAUUUACGAGCUGGGACAAUUUUUUCGAAGGAGAUAUGGUGAACUGUUGGGCAAUAAAUAUUCACCCAAUAAAGUGUACGUAAGAUCGUCGGAUGUUGACAGAACCCUUAUGAGCGCAUUAGCCUGCUUAGCAGCGUUGUUCGAACCCACUGACGAUGAAAUUUGGCAUAAAUCCAUCAAUCCAAUUAAAUGGCAACCAAUACCUGUACAUACUGUGCCAAUAAAAUUGGAUUACGCACUGUGGGGCCCCGAAGAUUGUCCAAAGUUUUGGACUGCACAUGAAAAAUAUCAAAAAGAGUCUCCGGAAGUGCAACGCAUUUAUACGGAGUAUGCCGAUGAAUUUGCGCAUUGGUCGGAAAUGUGCGGUAAAAAUCUCACAACUAUAUUGGAUGUGUUCAAUUUGUAUCACACACUUUACAUUGAAAGUAUCCAAAACAAAAUACUGCCAGACUGGGCACGAGAAGCAAUCAAACCAAAUGGUACAAUGGAAUACAUAACUAGUUUCUAUUUUAAAAUGGCAUCUGGAACAAAGGAAUUGGCACGAUUGCAGACUGGAUUCUUAUUGAAAGAAAUAUUCGAACUUUUUGCCCAGAAAAUCAAUUCAACACUUCAGCCAAAUCGCUUACUAUGGCUAUAUUCGGCCCAUGAUUAUACAGUUUCAUCUUUGUUGAAUAGUCUUGGACUUUUCGAGUUACACGUUCCGCCGUUUUCAGCAAGUGUGCAUAUGGAACUCUAUGAAGCGGGCGAUAAGGAGCAUUGCAUUCAAAUUUUCUAUAGAAAAUCAAACGAAGAAAAUCUUACGCCCAUGGAAAUACUAAAUUACGGCCAAAAGUGUUGCACACUUGAGCGUUUGUAUGAACUAUACGGUGAUAUUAUACCUGGUGAUCACGAUGAGGAGUGUGGCAUUCAAGAUUAAAGAUAUUGUG